CACGUUCGACGUCGUCGAUCGGUCGAUGUGUCAAAUCGAAACUUUUUUUUCUCCAGCCUGCGGAAAUCGGUGUUUCGGUGCCGAAAUAGUGGCCAAAAUGGUUCCAAUCGCUUAAAAUUCCACCCGAAGCUAGUGUCCGCGAGUGCCCCAACGUGUCCGCGUUCCGGAUUGACCGGAGUUUGCAAAGCAAGGUGUGAUUUGUGGGAGUUUUCAACGGGGACAAAAGUGCUACGUCAAAAGUGGAAAAGUUAAAGAAAAAAACACCAAGUUCCACGAAGAAGCAAUAAGAACCGUCGCGAGGUCCACGGAGGCCGGAGAAAAUAGACAGGAGGGCAGAGGGCUGCCGUUACUUCACGACAAGGGGAAUCCAUUUGCGUUGCCUCUCAAGUUUUUAAUCUGGGCACGGUUUAACGAAGCGAAAACAAUCCGAUUCGGUGGCCACCGGAGGAGGAAGACGUGGAGAAGUGGAAGGGUUGGUUGGCCCCAAGACGUAAUGGCGAAGACAAGUUCCAGAACAAACAUGGGACCGCUUGCCGGCAUUUUGCUGGUGACGGCACUGCUUUCCGGACCGGCGAGUGCCUUCUAUCUGCCCGGAUUGGCCCCGGUCAACUAUUGCCGGCAGUCGGAGAUGCAAAAGUCCUGCAAGUCCGAGGUGGUCCUGUACGUGAACCGGCUCAACACGGAGGAAUCGGUCAUCCCGUACGAGUUCCACCACUUUGACUUUUGCCCGAUCGACGAAGCGAACUCCCCGGUCGAGAACCUCGGCCAGGUCGUGUUUGGCGAGCGCAUUCGGCCCGGUCCGUACAAGAUCGAGUUCCUGAAGCCCAAGACGUGCGAGAAGGCGUGCACAAAGUACUACACCGGGGGCGAUCCGGACAGCGACCGGCGGCUGAUGAUCCUGAAGAAGGGCAUGAGCUUGAACUAUCAGCAUCACUGGAUCGUGGACAAUAUGCCGGUGACGUGGUGCUACCCGCUGGACAACGAUCGGCAGUACUGCAGCACCGGGUUCCCGAUGGGAUGUCUGGUGCGGAGACAUCCGGACGGAGACGAGGGUUGCAUGGUCAAUCCGAGCUACAACAAGGCCGGUUAUUACUAUCCGUUUAACCACGUUGACUUGACGAUUACCUACCAUAGCGGAGCCACCGAAGAGUGGGGUGUGGCGUUCAAGCAGAACGGAGGACGGAUCAUCUCGGUGAAGGUCGUGCCAUCGUCGAUCAACCACAAGAACCCGGACCAACCGGACUGCACCAGCAAGGACCCGAUCGAAAUUCCGUCGAGCGCCCUUCCCAACGGACAAAAGAUGAACAUCACGUACACGUACUCGGUCAAGUUCAACCCGAACAACACGAUCAAGUGGUCCUCGCGGUGGGAUUACAUCCUGGAAUCGAUGCCACACACCAACAUCCAGUGGUUCAGCAUCCUCAACUCGUUGGUGAUUGUGCUCUUCCUGUCCGGCAUGGUGGCCAUGAUUAUGCUUCGCACGCUCCACAAGGACAUUGCCCGCUACAACCAGAUGGACUCUGGCGAGGACGCCCAGGAAGAGUUUGGCUGGAAGUUGGUGCACGGUGACGUGUUCCGACCUCCGCGCAAGGGAAUGCUCCUGUCGGUUCUGCUCGGCUCGGGCAUUCAGGUGUUCUGCAUGACGCUGGUCACGCUGGCCUUUGCCUGUCUCGGAUUCCUGUCGCCCGCAAACCGAGGUGCCCUCAUGACCUGCGCCAUGGUACUGUUUGUGCUGCUCGGAACACCCGCCGGGUACAUCUCGGCCCGCAUCUACAAGAGCUUCGGUGGCAUCAAGUGGAAGAGCAACGUGCUGCUGACGUCGAUUCUGAGUCCCGGAAUUGUGUUUGGACUGUUCUUCGUGAUGAACCUGAUCCUGUGGAGCAAGGGCAGCUCGGGAGCGGUACCGUUCUCGACGCUGAUUGCGCUGCUGGCGCUUUGGUUUGGUGUAUCGGUGCCGCUGACCUUCGUUGGGGCGUACUUUGGAUUUAGGAAGCGGUCCCUGGAGCACCCGGUCCGCACCAACCAAAUCCCGCGCCAGAUCCCGGACCAGUCGAUCUACACCCAGCCCGUGCCCGGCAUCAUCAUGGGCGGCGUCCUGCCCUUCGGCUGCAUCUUCAUCCAGCUGUUCUUCAUCCUGAACUCGCUCUGGUCCAGCCAGAUGUACUACAUGUUUGGCUUUCUGUUUCUGGUGUUUUUGAUCCUGGUCAUCACCUGCUCGGAGACGACGAUUCUGCUGUGCUACUUUCACCUGUGCGCCGAGGACUACCACUGGUGGUGGCGAUCCUUCCUCACGUCGGGCUUUACGGCGGUCUAUCUGUUCAUCUACUGCUGUCACUACUUUGCCACGAAGCUGCAGAUCGAGGACGCCGCCUCGACCUUCCUCUACUUUGGCUACACGCUCAUUAUGGUGUUUUUGUUCUUCUUGCUGACGGGGUCGAUAGGCUUUUUCGCUUGCUUCUGGUUCAUCCGCAAGAUCUACAGCGUGGUCAAGGUGGACUAAGGAAAGUGACGACCCUCCCUUCUUUUUCCCCCAAUUAUUCUCUAUUUUUGAGAUAAUCUUGUCUACACUUAAGCUUAUUAUUUAAUUACGUGCAAAAGUGAGAGAAAGAAAGAGACGAACGAUCCGCAAAAAGUUAGUAACACUUACAAGUAUAAUUCACACUGAUUUUUAGGAAGCGCGCGCGUUGCAGCAAACUAACUAACUAUUUAGCAAGCCAGCUGCUGCACCCCCCAAAUACUUGUGUAAAUUUAGGUCACAAACACACACACACAAUGGCACAUCCAACAGAGCAGAAGAAAAGUAAUAAUAAACACACAGGACAUGUGAUUGAUUGAAAUUGUAAUUGCGCAAAGUAAGAAUCCCGCAAAAGGAGAAGAUUGACCGGAACAGGAAUGAAAAACAAUUCGGCGUGUGAUUAGUUUUAGCGUCCAAAACGAAAGUAAGCAAGGAGUGAAUGCCUUCUUUGUGUUUAUUUAUUCAACAAACACCGGUGAAGUAGUUGUGCGUUCAGGAUGCAUCAAACGAGACAUAAACAAAUAAAGAAAAAAAAACUAAUAAAAAAAAUAUUGCUGUAACUAGUAUUUGUUUGUUAGGGUAUGUAUUAUAUUUGUAAUUUGGAAUAAUUGGCAACCACAGCCCAAACAGGCACGAACGCAAUCGCUGCAGUGCUAUGAGAAGAAGUAAAACAAAACAAAAUAGUUCGUGUAGAGAAUGGAAUGAAAAGCAACACAAUAACGAAAACUACCUUUUUUGGAAAACAAUUACAAAGCACACACUUUUAUUCCACCCACAAACAAAAAUUAGAUCUCUAAAAUUCGGUGUAUUCUCGGUGCUCAACUGUUGAGCAGAGGAGGAGCGAAGCAUUCAUAAAGCAGACUAAAAACAAAUUCAAUUUUGGUUAGAAUUGGAGCCGUUGAGCACAACAGCAACAGCACGCAGAUUGACUCUUCUUCGAUUUCGUUAAUGUAUGAUAAAAACAAAAUGAAAGCAAACAAAUUAUGUCUAACACAGAAGAAAACAAGAAUUCACGAGAAAAAUUGCUAAGUAUGAUAAUUACGGAAAACAAAAGUGGAAAUCAAUAAAAACUACGAUAACUUAUAAAAUAA
Culex quinquefasciatus (southern house mosquito) is the source of this 3606-nucleotide messenger RNA. RefSeq names its product transmembrane 9 superfamily member 2 (gene TM9SF2). Gene Ontology annotation, cellular component: membrane. Bases 494 to 2500 code for a protein of 668 amino acids. NCBI's taxonomy places the organism in Eukaryota, Metazoa, Arthropoda, Insecta, Diptera, Culicidae. The transcript is spliced from 4 exons. The record is from RefSeq and is a predicted model, not a curated record. Gene Ontology annotation, biological process: protein localization to membrane.